UACUCGCGCUACUGUAAUGGCGUUACUAAGCAACACUGCUCAGACUGCUAUAUAGGCGCGAAGACGAGCCUCUCCGGACAAGAGGAGCCACAAGACCGGAGAAGUUGCUGCAGAGGCUGAGCGCGCGAGCUUAGGAGACAGUGGAGGGAACCAGGCACAGCGUUUUGACGCACGUACGCACGCGCUAUGGACUACUGAGCUCUGAGGGAAGAAACAGUGCGCGCACGGUACAGCUGCUGCUCGUGCCUAAAAAACCAUACUAAUUAAGGUUUUUUGGUUUUGUAGUGUUUGUCCACGGUUAUUUUCAUAUAAUAGAAAUCUGACUUAAUAAUACUGCGUAAACAAACAGGUUUGGCAUCAUGAAGUUACUGCUUUUACCAGUUUUAAUGGCUUUUUUCGCCGUCGGUCAAGUUUUUUGCGAGGAAAACGACCCAAAAGAAGAAGCUGACUACUGGACCAACAGUAAUCAAAUUCAGGACGGCUGGCUUUCCAACGACCCAUUCAGGGAAAUCCUCCUGAGGAUGACACGAAAGCCGCGGCCGCAUCAGUUCAUCGGUCUGAUGGGAAAGCGCUCCAUGGCAAAUGCACAGAUCACCCGGAAAAGGCAUAAAGUCAACUCUUUUGUUGGACUGAUGGGAAAAAGAAGUCAAGAGGAGCCAGAGUCCUAUGAGUGGAGCACAAUACAGACAUAUGACAAGCGCCGCUAAAAACGGUCAUCUCUUCACCUGCCUGCUUCUCAUCUAGCCAUUCCUCAUCCAUGGGAGGGGCACCUGACAAUUUCUCCAAACUGUGUAUAGCUGUUAGUUGAAUAAAAUGAUUCUGUUUCCA
Molecule: messenger RNA, 828 nt
Organism: Lates calcarifer (barramundi perch)
Lineage: Eukaryota; Metazoa; Chordata; Actinopteri; Centropomidae
Gene: tac1
Product: tachykinin precursor 1
Exons: 5
Coding region: 360-707 (115 amino acids)
Biological process (GO): tachykinin receptor signaling pathway
Source: RefSeq, a predicted model, not a curated record